AUGGCUAACAAUACAUUAAAGAUUGCCGUCAUCCCCGGCGACGGCAUAGGACUCGAGGUCAUGCCAUAUGGCGUCCGUUGUCUAGAGGCGGCCGCUAAAGUGUUUGGCAUUCCGCUAACGUUCGAGACGUUCGACUUUGCCAGCUGUACUUUCUACCAGAAGCACGGGGACAUGCUUCCGCCAGACUGGAAGGAGAAGCUUCUCGGGUUUGAUGCCAUCUAUUUUGGCGCCGUUGGUAUGCCAGAAUUGGUUCCGGACGAGGUAUCGUUAUGGGGAAGCCUGUUGAAGUUUAGGCGUGAAUUUGAUCAAUAUAUCAACUUACGCCCAUGUCGGCUGAUGGCCGGGGUCAAGUCUCCUCUGGCCGACAGAAAACCUGGAGAUAUUGACUUCUGGAUCGUCCGUGAAAACACUGAAGGUGAAUAUAGUAGUAUAGGUGGUAAGAUAUUCGAAGGGACCGAUAGGGAGACGGUGAUCCAGGAGACCGUCAUGACGCGAACUGGCAUCGACAGAGUGCUUCGUUAUGCCUUCGACCUCGCGCAGAGCCGGCCGCGCAAGCGACUCACCAGUGCUACAAAGAGUAACGGAAUAAGUAUCACGAUGCCGUACUGGGAUUCUCGAGUUCGCGAAAUGUCUCUCAGCUACCCAGAUGUAAACGUGGACAAGUACCAUAUCGAUAUCCUUACCGCUCACUUUGUUCAAAGACCCAAUAUAUUUGACGUGGUUGUCGGGAGCAACCUAUUUGGCGAUAUCCUGUCUGACUUAGGCCCUGCCUGCACCGGUACAAUCGGAAUCGCGCCAUCCGGGAACAUCAACCCGGACCGACGCUUCCCCAGCCUUUUCGAGCCGGUCCACGGGAGCGCGCCCGACAUCGCCGGCAAGGGUAUCGCAAACCCGAUCGGUAUGAUAUGGGCCGGUCAGAUGAUGAUGCUGCAUUUCGGCUACCAAGAUGCUGCCGCCGCCAUGCUUCGAGCGAUUGAGAAGGUUCUGGCUGGCGGGGAUACAAAUGUUAUCACGGCUGAUUUAGGUGGUAAGGGGACAACAAAGAGUCUAGGAGAAGCCAUCGAGAUCGAGAUCCUUGCGGCAAAGAAAUAG
Messenger RNA from Annulohypoxylon truncatum, 1092 nucleotides. RefSeq names its product tartrate dehydrogenase. The coding region runs from base 1 to 1092 and encodes 363 amino acids. The record is from RefSeq and is a predicted model, not a curated record. Lineage: Eukaryota; Fungi; Ascomycota; Sordariomycetes; Xylariales; Hypoxylaceae. Gene Ontology annotation, molecular function: oxidoreductase activity, acting on the CH-OH group of donors, NAD or NADP as acceptor; NAD binding; magnesium ion binding. The transcript has 2 exons.